This is a messenger RNA of Papaver somniferum (opium poppy), 927 nucleotides long. Its product is annotated as major allergen Pru ar 1-like. NCBI's taxonomy places the organism in Eukaryota, Viridiplantae, Streptophyta, Magnoliopsida, Ranunculales, Papaveraceae. Gene Ontology annotation, cellular component: nucleus; cytoplasm. The coding region runs from base 109 to 588 and encodes 159 amino acids. Gene Ontology annotation, biological process: defense response; abscisic acid-activated signaling pathway. Gene Ontology annotation, molecular function: signaling receptor activity; protein phosphatase inhibitor activity; abscisic acid binding. The transcript is spliced from 2 exons. The record is from RefSeq and is a predicted model, not a curated record.
UAACUCAUCAACUAAACUCGCACAUUACAUUCCUUAAACCUUCUCAAAAUUUCUUUCUUUGUUUGAAAUUUAUUUUUGUCUCACUUGAGAACUUAGUAAUCUAACAACAUGCCUCUUCUCACUUUUAACGAUGAGUUUUCCUGCCCCGUAGCCCCUCAUAGGUUGUUCCAUGGAUUAUUCAUGGAUGCACACAAUUUGAUGCCUAAGAUCAUGCCGGUAGUCAAGAGCAUCGACUUUGUGUCAGGAGAUGGUGGACCAGGAAGCGUUCAACAAGUUAACUUCAUCGAUGGAUAUCAAAUGAAAUAUCUGAAGAACAGGUUGGAUUUCAAGGACAAAGAGAACUGCACAAUAAACUAUACCGCGGUUGAGUCCGAUUCCUUUGGUGACAUGAUCGAUUACAUUAGCAGCGAGGUUAAGUUCGAUGCAGCUCCUGGAGGUGGUUCAAAGUGUACCAUAAAAACAAUUGUUUGCCCAAAAGGAGAUGUUGUUCCUGACGAAGAAACACUCAAGGCAGGGAAAGAAGGACAUAUGCAACAAUACAAAGCUGUUAUAGCUCAUCUCAUUGAGAACCCUCACCUAUAUGCCUAGUUUGCGAUCCAUGAGCAUGUAUAUCACCCAGUCUACUAGUUAUCUUGUGUGCAUCUUAUGUGUGAAUGUCUGCGGUGUAGUGUGGCGUGGUGUGUCCUCACUAAGAUGAAAAAAAAAAUGUAAUGUGGUUACUCAUAUCCUUUUGAGUUGCAUAAUAAGCUGGGUAGGAUCCCAGAAAUCAGAUUUACAGAUUUAGUAAAUGUAACCGGGCAGUCGUGUAAAAUCUUGAUUUUCUAUGUUGUGAUUGUAAAGCUUAUGGGUGAUUAUUUUUUAUUUUUUUUUUUGGAAUUGUAAGAGUCCAAUAGUUGAAUUGUAGUAGUUGUACUGAUUUGGUAUCCU